Molecule: messenger RNA, 2142 nt
Organism: Funneliformis caledonium
Lineage: Eukaryota; Fungi; Glomeromycota; Glomeromycetes; Glomerales; Glomeraceae
Source: the annotation of a GenBank genome assembly
AUGGUAGUGCCGUUAAAUUGUUUACGCCUAGGCGACACUUUUGAUGAUAUUAUCAAGGUUAAUGUUGGCGAUAAACUUGAGGAUGAUAAUAGCGUUGAAAUCGAUAUUAGCGAUGCCACUGUCUCAGAUCUCAAAACGCUUAUUCGGCAUUAUCCAAAUAAAAGACCAAGGCUUGAUUUUAAUAGCAUUCCUUUAGAUUUAGAACGGCCUCCUUUAUCACUUUUAAAUACUGAUGGACUUUCUUGGGAUUAUCAAAAAUCGCCUAAGUUGGAAGAAGAAUUAAGAGUGCAUGUUCGGAAUCUAUAUGGUGUGUUUAAAGAAAAUAAACGGGAUAAAUCAAAUACACCGAUAUUUUUUAUGGUGUCUGGUGCUGGAUGUGGGAAAUCUCGAAAUGCAACAGAGAUUCCUAAAAUACUCCGCAGAAUAUUUGUAAAUGAUCCAGAGCUGGGAUCUCGUUUGCAAGAAGCACUCAUCUUCAACAUCCCCUUAGAAAAUGAAACAAAAAUCAACUUGUCUACCGAAACCGAUGCAAAUGUUUUAAUUUCUAAGCGAAUGUUAUACCAGCUUCAGGAUCAGCUUCUCUGGAAUGAAAUUCGUGAUGAUAUGCAGACCCUUUCAAUUACUGAUGUACUUAAAAGAUGUGCUAAUCAAAAAAACGUAGCACUAAAGGAACUGACCGUGAUCCUCAUUGUUGAUGGAUUGCAAACUACUCUAAUCAAUGAAAAUGAUGGCAUGGACAAACGAUCAUUGUUCUAUUCUUUUUUGACGGAGAUAUCUCUUAUUGCCACGAACAAUAAAUACCCCUUUGUUAUUGCGUGUUGCACAGCAACUUUAGCACGUCCAUUCCAUCAAAUGGUUGCUGAUUCUCAUCAAAAGCGGGUUUUCCUUCCAAUUCGUUCUUUAAAUCCUCCCCAAAAAAAGGGAAAGCCAGUCUUUAAAGAUGCACCUCUCCUUAAUAUGUUAAUAAGCGAUAUGGGUGGAAAUGGCAGAGCGUUAGAAGCACUUGAAUCAGCUUUAAUAGAUGUAGAUAUCGAAAAUGACAGCUUUGUUUCAAUUGCGGAAAAAGUAUGUUAUAAACUUGAGGAUCGUUAUAAUGAAUGGAUUAACAAAACUCAUUAUCUAAUACCUGUUCUUCGAGUUAUUCUGACACAUACCACUUUGAUAGCAUCAGUUCCCAUUCCUGGCACAAAUAUUUUACCGGAAGAACUCUCAAAACUAGGGCUGAUCAAAUUUGAGAAACAAAAUGAAUUUAGCGGUGAAGGAACUUUAACAUGUCCAUAUAUCUGGUUGUGGCUAAUGGCAAAUGCAUCAAAAAGUGAUAGUAUUCUACGUAAUUGGAAUUUUAAGUAUUAUAAAGAAUUACAGACUGAUGGGGACCCAACCAUUCCUCCUGGUUGUCAAUUUUGGCAACAUUUCGAACAUUUCAUUGCUUCUUUUCGUGUCCUUAAAUCAAAUGUAUUUGAAAUUGAUAAAGAAAUCAAAUUACAAGAUAUUCAUGCUGGUGCAAAGCAUAACUUUGGCACAGCUACCAUUAAGAACAUACCAUUAUCAUUGGCGAAAGCUACCCGGCAACAAAGUACCAAAUCAAGCGCUUAUUCUGCCAAUAAAACGGUAACUUGCAAGAGAGGCGAUGAUCAAAUUAAUCUUAAUCUUGAAGAUGCAUCUGCCUGCAUAAUCAAUGGAUCGAGUGCACCUGCUGGCGAUUCAUUUUGCCCAAUUUAUUUUGCAAACACUCCUCAACUUCAUAUAGAAAGCCAUCAAUGCAAGUGCCUAAAGUCAACAACGGUGAACCAAACAACGUUUCAUGAAGAGCGUGAAAAAGCAUGUGAUAAGGAUGAUAUUUUUAUACUUUACACUUGUGGGUCUUCCAAUGUAACGAGAUUGCCACCAUUGUCUGCUAUUGUUGACUGUGAUCGUUGGAAGUUGUAUUUUGGUCCCUUUGCAGGAAGGGCAUUCCUCUUAGUGCAAAGUGAUAAAUUCAACAUCAACAAUUGCUCAAAAUCUGAGCUGACAUCAAUCUGUGGGAUAGGCCCUAAACGUGCCGAUCUUUUGGAGUCUAUGAGACCAUAUGACGAUCUAGAAGAUUGCAUUUACAAAACUAAAAUUCCCCGUAAAUUCUUGAUUAAUUUCCGAUUCGGUUGA